UACAUUUCCCUUCCGCCCCCCCCUCAGUCCCGAGGCCGCCUUGGCGCGAGACAUUUGCGAGCAGAGUGUCUCCAAGAUGGCCGCUUGGGGAAGGAGGCGUCUUGGCCCGGGCAGCAGUGGCGGCAGCGCCCGAGAGAGGGAACCAGCAGUGUUUGUAAUGAAGAACAUCAGACUCUGAGCUGUAACCUGAAUUCUUGUCCAAAAGUCAGCAUACUGGCAGCAAGCACACGAAACAGACUGCCACUUGUCCUGUCAGCGUCUUUGAGACCCACUUGCCCAUCUAGGAAGGCACAGUGCAGGAGGUAUCUGUGUGUUCUGCCACUUGGGUGCCAGCCUGGACCAGCUCACAGGCAGUCCCUCCUGUCGUACUUGGGCUGCUGUCUUCACUCUCGGGGCCCCUGAGCGCCUGUGAGCCUCCGUGAUUGUUGGAAUGGUGAGCUUGUCCGUUACAGACUGUUACAUUGUACAUGAGAUCUACAAUGGGGAGAAUGCCCAGGACCAGUUUGAGUAUGAGCUGGAGCAGGCCCUGGAAGCCCAGUACAAAUACAUUGUUAUCGAGCCCACCCGCAUCGGGGACGAGACGGCCCGCUGGAUCACGGUGGGCAACUGCCUGCACAAGACCACCGUGCUGGCAGGCACGGCCUGCCUCUUCACCCCGUUGGCCCUGCCCUUGGAUUACUCACACUACAUCUCCUUGCCUGCUGGGGUGCUGAGCCUGGCCUGCUGCACCCUCUAUGGCAUCUCCUGGCAGUUCGACCCUUGCUGCAAGUAUCAGGUGGAGUACGACGCCUAUAAACUGUCCCGCCUGCCCCUGCACACACUCACUUCGUCCACCCCCGUGGUGCUGGUCCGGAAGGACGACUUGCACAGAAAGAGACUGCACAACACGAUAGCACUGGCCGCCCUGGUGUACUGUGUAAAGAAGAUUUAUGAACUCUACUCUGUAUGAUUUCAGUAGAAUGGGAGAUGCAAACAACCCAGCCAACAAGAGACAGAGUAUUCAGAUGGCCACAGUAACAUGUUUGCUCCGUGAGCCAGCAGGAAGGUGUUUGGUUUCAUAUCUGUUAUUUUUAAAAAUAAAUAAAUAAAAUAACACAGAUCACAAGUGUACCAAGGGGUUUUUCAACUCAUUAGACUAAGAGCUGGGUUUCUGGAACCCAUGCAGGCCUGAAGCUGUGGAGGUCUGAGUGACAGCAGAACCUCGAUGGAAGCAGCGCUGAGGGGCGUGACACGCUUGGGGGGCGGGGCUUUAAAUAUACUGUUUAACUGUACCAUUCAGAGCCAACCAGAAACUAUUGACCAUUAAAAAUAUGAGUAUUUCAACCCCUA
This is a messenger RNA of Erinaceus europaeus (western European hedgehog), 1329 nucleotides long. RefSeq names its product transmembrane protein 11 (gene TMEM11). Lineage: Eukaryota; Metazoa; Chordata; Mammalia; Eulipotyphla; Erinaceidae. Gene Ontology annotation, cellular component: mitochondrial inner membrane. The coding region runs from base 431 to 949 and encodes 172 amino acids. The transcript is spliced from 3 exons. The record is from RefSeq and is a predicted model, not a curated record. Gene Ontology annotation, biological process: inner mitochondrial membrane organization.